Messenger RNA from Centropristis striata (black sea bass), 2266 nucleotides. RefSeq lists its product as uncharacterized. The record is from RefSeq and is a predicted model, not a curated record. Gene Ontology annotation, molecular function: xylose isomerase activity. Bases 49 to 1368 code for a protein of 439 amino acids. The transcript has 14 exons. Lineage: Eukaryota; Metazoa; Chordata; Actinopteri; Perciformes; Serranidae. Gene Ontology annotation, biological process: carbohydrate metabolic process.
GAGUCGUGGACAAACUUGCACAGGAACUGCUGAAGUUGAGAUCCAGAAAUGGCAACACAGGAGGAAUUCUUCGCUGGCAUUCCCAAGAUCCCAUACUUACCCAAUGCUGGGCCUGGAGAUGUCAUGUGCUUCAAGCACUACAAUGCAGAGGAGGUGCUGAUGGGGAGGAAGAUGGAGGACUGGCUGAGGUUCUCAGUCUGCUACUGGCACUCCUUCUGUGGCACUGGAGCUGAUCCUUUUGGGUCUCCGACCCUCCACAGGCCCUGGAAUGAAGGAACUCCUAUGGAAUCAGCCAGGAAGCGACUCCGGGCUGCUUUUGAGUUUUUCACCAAGCUUGGUGUGAAAUACUACACAUUUCAUGACAGAGAUAUGGCUCCUGAGGGCUCCACCCUGGAGGAGUCUAACAGGAAUCUGGAUGAAAUUACAGACCUGGCUCUCCAGCUGCAGAACCAGACUGGAAUCAAGGUGCUGUGGGUCACCUGCAACCUCUUUGCCAACCAAAGGUACAUGAAUGGUGCAUCCACCAACCCUGACUGUCAUGUUCUGGCGUAUGCUGGCGCUCAGGUUAAGAAGGGGCUUGAUAUUGCCAAGAAACUGGGUGCUGAAAAUUUUGUGUUUUGGGGAGGAAGGGAAGGUUUCCUUUCGGUCCAUAAUACUGAUGUUGCUGCUGAACUGAAGCACAUGGCCAACUUCUUCAAAAUGGCUGUCAAGUACAAAGAGAAGAUUGGAUUGAAGUGCCAGUUUCUUAUUGAACCCAAGCCUAAGGAGCCCUGCAAACACCAGUAUGACUAUGAUGCCAUGAGUGUUGUAGGAUUCCUGAAGCAUUAUGGUCUGGAGAGUCACUUUAAGUUGAACAUCGAGCCCAACCACACCACCCUGGCAGGACACUCAUACGAACACGAUGUUGUCAUGGCCUCUGCGUUUGGCAUGCUGGGUUCAGUGGACUCAAACACUGGCUCUCCUGACCUGGGGUGGGACACAGACCAGUUCCCCAUGGACAUCAAAAAUACCACCCUGGUCAUGAAGACCAUCAUUGAACAAGGUGGUCUGCAGCCAGGAGGCCUGAACUUCGACGCUAAGGUGCGUAGGGAGUCCACAGACCUGGAGGACCUGUUCAUCGCUCACAUCGGAGCAAUGGACAGCUUUGCAAGAGGACUCAGAAAUGCUGUUCACAUUAUUGAGGAUGGGCUCAUCGCUGGUAUGGUGAAGGAGCGAUACUCAAGCUUCAGUCAUGGCCUUGGACAGAGAGUGGAAGAUGGUUCGGCCUCUUUGGAGGAAAUGGAGGACUUCAUCAAGCAGAACGGUGAGCCAAAAGUAACAUCAGGGAAGCAAGAAAAAUAUGAAUCCAUCUUUAAUCACUACAUAUAAUAAAAGCAUCACUCUCCUGUGUCUGCAUAUGACACUAUGACCUCCGACCUUAGAUAGAAGCUGUUCUGCUUUAGUAAUGGCGAUGAAACACAUCAGUGUCAAACAGUAUUAGAAAGGUAAAGCACUUUAUUAAUCUCACUGGGAUUAAGAAAUACAUUUACUUGCAGUUUUUUCACACAUUGAAAAAUAUUAUGUUGAACAAUGUAAGUAGAAAUAUUAACAUGUCUGACAGAGUUAUUCAAUGUUACAUUGAGGGGAUCUUUAUCAGUACUUGGUGCUACAAUUUUGACAGAUCAUGUGGUUUUUAACACACGGAGAUAUUCAUGUUAGCUGAUGACCACUGAUAUUCACUUUGUAAUUAAACACAGUUUCAUAAUGCAGUUGAUGAGUGAUCAUGUUUAUCUUUAUACAACCCAGUCUACACCGAUUCAAUGUGAUACAGACAUCUAUCUGUAGAUGGAUAGAGGAAGUAUGAACACACAAAGAAUACCUGUCUGUCAUUCCUAUAUCUGCUAUGUCUAGUUAUAUACCCCUCUAUAUAUUAUAAUUCAUUCCAUGGCUUUUUAUUUAUGGAUACAUGAUUUCUAAUUGGCCCCAAUUUGACUGUAUGUUUCAUUAAUAUAAGUCUAAGGAUCCUGUGUAGCCUAUUGAUCCCUUAUGAGAGUUAGUUUACUUGGAUUUAUGCUUAUAAUACAUUUGUGAAGUUUUGUUUAAUUACUUAUUAAAUUUGAAAUAGAUCUUUAGUUUUGGGUUGAGAAAGAAAAUGACUGAGUGGGUUGCAAUGUGUUUACAGGUUGUAUUUUUUGUAUGAUAAAUAAUCUUGUACAUACUUUCCUGGAAAACGCUGUUAAUUACCAUAAUAGUACAUUUUGACAUUUUGAAAUUCAACAUUUUGUAU